CAAAACAUAACCAACAUUUAUAGCGAAACCAGAUAAACUAUAUUUUAUAUCCGUUUUCAAUUAGCUGCUUCGGUUGAACACGCGAAAUUGAGAGGGUGACAAUCAUUUUUGUGACGUUCAUCGGAUCGGCAGUGUUCGAGAGAUUUUUCCGUGCUGUAGAGAUGGUCUUCCGAGUACAGCUGAGGACAGCUUUGUUGCCGAGAAAACGAAAACUACAGUGUAGAAAUGGCCAUUAUCUAGAAGUUCGACCGGACGGUACAGUGCGAGGAACGAAAAACAAUGAUAGCAUAUACACUGUGUUUCAUCUCAACUCCGAGGGCUCUAACAUGACGACUCUGUGGGCAACUGAGGCGGGCUUGUAUGUUGGCAUUGACAACCGAGGAAACAUUGUUACAUCUGCUGCCAAGAUUCCGGCCUGCGUACUCCGUGAGAACCUGGACAUGGAAUUUUUCAACAGCUUCUGUAAGGAGUUUUCUCCUCGGCGCCUGCACUGUCUGUCGAUCUCCGCUCAAGGAAAGGUUCGAUCAUCUAUCCUGACGUCUUCACGAAAUGUGCAGUUUAUCACUAAACGAAUGAACUAAGCUGCACUAACAAUAGAGACAGAUCGUUUAUGACUUAAUUUCUGAUAUAUAUGUCGACUACAAAGCAUCGUGUUUGAUACGAAUUGACUCCAAACAUUUCAAGACCCCGUCCACACCACGGCGGAGGAAUAUGAAAACGGACGUUUCACUCUAA
This is a messenger RNA of Orbicella faveolata, 735 nucleotides long. RefSeq names its product fibroblast growth factor 20-like. The record is from RefSeq and is a predicted model, not a curated record. Lineage: Eukaryota; Metazoa; Cnidaria; Anthozoa; Scleractinia; Merulinidae. Gene Ontology annotation, molecular function: growth factor activity.